AUGAAGUGGCUAGCGCUCUCCAUAUUUUGUAUCCAGGCAAGAUGGGCUUCAUCCUGCGUUUUUGACAAAGUCGAGGAUUUACGUGGAGUACACUUAUGGUUAAAACGAAUGAGAACGGACGAGAGCGGAUGCUUUACUGAAUGCUUCAAGAACAACGCCUGCAUUGCACUACUUUAUUACAAAGAUGACGACGAGUGCCACUUGUACAGCGCUGGAAACGUCAGUUCCCACUGUUGGACCGACGUAAUCUGCUACACUCUUCAUCGCGAUGAGGAGGAUUCCGUUUGCGCAAGAUACGUGGACGUUUAA
Molecule: messenger RNA, 309 nt
Organism: Cylicocyclus nassatus
Lineage: Eukaryota; Metazoa; Nematoda; Chromadorea; Rhabditida; Strongylidae
Source: the annotation of a GenBank genome assembly